Molecule: messenger RNA, 3261 nt
Organism: Periconia digitata
Lineage: Eukaryota; Fungi; Ascomycota; Dothideomycetes; Pleosporales; Periconiaceae
Source: the annotation of a GenBank genome assembly
AUGUCCCGCUUCCAAGAAAUCAUACAGAACGCCAAAUUGUUACGCUCUCGUCUUGAUAAACUAGUCUCCAAACUAGAGACCGCCGAUACUUUACAGCUUGCUACGUCUCAGCUUCCUACGAGUAUACGACAGAAGCCCCGGCGCAAUACAGUCCAAAAUCAUCACGAAAAUCAAGACGAAUUCUGCGCAACCCUUUCAAGCCUCGAACUCGAAGUGGAGAGCAUUGCAACCGAAGUAAAGAAGUUAAGGAGCAGCCUGGAGCCAGACAGAGAUGAGCCCUCAACACGAGCAUUACAAGAAAACGGUUUGGUCGCCCGUAAGGCAACACAAGCGACACCAGCUCGGAGCGCAACUCAACGUAAUGCCACAUCUAUGCAGAAGGCGUCUGCCUCGCUCACCACCAAGGUAAACGCUGUUAUAAGAGAACCAAAAAACGAGGAAGAAUUGAAGACUACGGCUAUUCCACCACUAUCUGGAGAUCACAAAGCCCCUGCAGCGAAACAGCCGGCAAUAACAACAGCAAUGGCCAAAGAGGAUGCCAAGGCCUUGCGAUUCACAUGUGAAGCUGCUGAUCUAGAAGAUAACAUGGUCUACACUAUCGAGAAAGCAAUGAAGGCUCUAGGAAGAGGGAAAGUGGACGAGCAUGGCUAUUUGAUCCUAAGUGUAAAGUCGAUGCCCGUAGUAGACUGGAACGAAGUAUCGCUACACCCCGCAAAGCCACAGGAAGGUGAGAUUCUGGGGUUCCGAUACGACGGGGGGACUAAAGACGUUACAAAUUCGUUUUGUGUGCAGCCAAAGGGGGGCUUUGUCUUUCCAGACUUCUCCGUGCCCGAGCCGCACUCAUACCACGACAAUCCCGAGAGAGAUUUCCAGGAUACGAUCGAUAGUCCUCCCUCAGGCCAAUUAGGUUACUACGUUGGCACUCCGAUUCACUCUUUGGAGUGUACACGUCUUGUACAUCCUGGGCUCAAGUUAGCAAAGCGAGGCGAAGGCAAUCUCCCUGGCAUCAACACACCCUAUUGGUACAUCAGCACUUGCCACGGGACGCCUGCUAAUUUGCACAUUGAAGAUGGCAGGACAGGGUCCGUCAACUUACUACUCGUAGGCGCCCCGAAAGAUUGGCUGCUUAUCCAUCCGGGUAGUAAGUCCAACUUGGAAUCGUGCCUCCGGAAGGAAUUCCCAAAGCACAAGUCCUGUGCUCAGUUUGCUCGUCAUCUCGAUAUUUUACUUUCCCCGAAAUGGCUACGCGAGAGGGACAUUGAAUACUCUAUUGUCAGACAACAUCCCGGCGAGAUGAUAGUCACAUUAAAUGACACGUAUCACCAGGUCAAGAAUUGUGGGAAAAAUUUUGCGGUGGCCAUUAACUUUGAAUUCGAACUAGGGCCAAGCAUGCCAAAAGACUACCAGUGGUGUACAAAGUCCUGCGGUCUGGAUGUAUUGACCGAAAAGGACUUUCAGAUCCCAUCGAGUAAUGUGAAAGCUUCACAACUACCAACCAAGCACUCUACUCUGGACCACCGACCAAAAGCGGCAACUACCAUGGAGAUAUCGGACGAUAUGGCAAGCGAGGCAGCAAGCGAUGAUGGGGUCGCGCCUAUUACGUACUUGCCCCUAGCAGACCCGAAUCCUGUAAAGGAUAUCAACAAACUGAUUGCCUUUUCCAUAAAAAAAAGGGUUCGUCCUAGUCUUUUAGGCUGUGCAACCGUCGAGGAGACGGAGAAGACGCUUCGAAUGUUUCUCCCAGGUCAAUGGAUGAGUAGUACCAUCUUGCGCGUGCUUUUACAGAUUUGUUGUAGCACCCGGUUCAGUGUUGUUGAAUCUCUCAAGCUUGAAUUAAGCACGCCAUCACCAGACUCGUUCAAGCACCUGGAGUACGAAGAUGGGCUUGUCUUUCCCUUUCACGUCAACUGCUCCAACCAGGCUUCGCCUGAAGCUAAGAAGAACCAUUGGGUCCUUGGCAUCUUCAAUCGACAUACCAUGGAGUUUGUUUCCUUCGGCGUGGACAAAGUUUUGGCAGCGAAAUGGGCAUUAGCCCUGGAAAAGAGUAUGAAAGAUGGUCCCCACACAGGAUGCAAGGUUCAGGAUAAAGCUAAGCCAUUUCCCACCAAUCCUGAUAACGCAUCUUGCGCUCUUGUGUGCUGCCUGGCGCUGGAGAAGUACUUAGGGCUCUACCCGUCCAAGUCGGAACCCCCCAGUCUCCGCAGUUACUAUAUGCGGAAAUUGCUCAGCGCUGUUGUCUUCACGAAUCACAACAACGACCUUACUGGCGAGUCUUCCAAAGCCCUGGUACGGUGUAAUCCAGGCUUGUUGUCAGAUGGAUUGUGCUAUGAGGCAGCACACUCGUCAGCUACAAUCAGUGAAAAAGAUGCCUUAGCACAAGACCUCAAAAGUAUCCCUCAAGAUGAACGAGCUUCCAUCGAGAACGCGCUAGAAGACGAAGAGUGUCAAUUGUCGCUCGAGAACAGGGCGCGAAUCGUUCAGAUGAUUAUGGAAUGCUCCAACCGUGCCCUUGGAUAUAUCCACUCGCUCACUCAACCGGUAGACCCGGUUCAUGGUUUGGCUGUUUCUGACAAAGAAGACGUUUGUAAGACCAUGGAGUAUCUUCUGGAGAAACUUGACCAAAAUAAGGACGUGUUGUGUUUGCCAAUAGCGGAGCUGCGGUCAAUCUAUAUGCACAUCGCCAAAACAUUCGCAAAGGCAGUGGAGCAGGAGCGGCGAGUGAUGGAGAAGGACCGAAUAAUGCAGAGGCGGGCGCCGGACGGGCACAAACGAAAGGGACAGACGCCUGAAACCAGAGUUUUGAACCGGUUUAGCGGAGCUGAAUCGACUGAGGUAUCGAGGCGGUUAAAGGAUCGUCUAAGGGCGUGUAUCAAUACCGGCAACAAUUUGGACUUCCUUUGCUCCAAAUUAGGCCUACCGAUACUACUUACGUUUCCUGCGGCCACAGUGGAUCCCAGCGAACUUUACCUACCCUUUGGGUCGGCAAGGGAGCGGUUUGCAAGCCUUGGGAAACGCAUCACCUCUGACACGUACCAUGACUUGAAAAGUGGGGGUCACGAGGCAAAUUAUUUUAUAAAGCACUUUGCCGCUCUUCAGCCGAAACUCAUGCACGCCACUGCACUCGACUAUCGAGUUCCUGUGCACCAUGCACAGUCAAUUAACAGCAAAGUGCACAAUCAGAUCCAAGUCAUUUACAAGGCCACCAAGAGGUCUCGUGAAGGGCCCACUGUGACGAGAAAGAGAAAGAAACUUAGGGCUUGA